AGUCACCAACUUGAACGACCCUCGGUGCCGCCAUCCGCGCGUCGCGCAACUUAAAAAGCCGUCUGACAAGUUUUCUGUAUCUGUAUUAGGCUGCACAAGCGAGUGCAUCGGCAUCUGUGCGGCAGCGCGUGCGCAAAUUUAGGAUUUGCACAGCCCUUGCUGACACCCUCUGCGGCGAGAAAAACCGUGCGACUCGGCGUGUUCGAAGGCUGCAAGUUGCUUUACGCCAUCGAUGCGACGUUGUUCACCACAGCCGCCAUCUCCCGUCCGCACAGGUUACCACCCGCGCGGCGCGUACGAAACCACGCCGCCAACCAACCUGCCCAUGCCCGGAAGCCCGGCGACGACGGGCCGGAGCCUCGCGCAGACGAAGGACCACGUCGGCCUGCCCAUCGCCGACAUCCUCGCGACCAUCUCGCAAGAAGGAGUGAACCGCGUCUUCGUCGACUACCUGCAGCGGACGACGCCCGAGAGCCAGUAUCUGGUGGGAGACGCGCACGACGCCGACUGCGCCAUCGUCGCGUGUUCCGGCGCGUGGCUGGAGCGCUGCGGCUACGGCGAGGCCGAGGUCAUCGGCCGGGGCUGCCGCCAUUUACAAGGACCGGAAACGUGCGCGCGCGCCGUCGCGGCCAUGGGCGAGGCCAUGGGCCGCGACGGCCAGUGCGCGACGUCGCUGAUCAACUACCACGCGGACGGCUCGAAAUUUCAGAAUGACUUCAUCCUCGUGCCGCUCACGAGUCGAGACAGCACGGCAGCACGCUACUACAUGUCCGUGCACGCCUCCGAGCCCGCGCUCGACUGGUCGCUCGCGCCGCCCGUGCCCGCGCAGUCGCCCGAGGCGCGCAUGCGGUCGUUUUCAGAGACGCUGUCUCCUUCACAAGCGACGCGCUCGCCGCCCGCCGGAUUGCGCGUGCCGGUAUAGCCCUCGUCCGACCGCUGGCACUCGCCGACGUGCCGUUUUCCCUCUCCCCGAUCCCUUUAAGAGUUGUUGUCCCCGGUA
Messenger RNA from Pelagomonas calceolata, 1000 nucleotides. The record is from the annotation of a GenBank genome assembly. NCBI's taxonomy places the organism in Eukaryota, Pelagophyceae, Pelagomonadales, Pelagomonadaceae.